UCAGGAUCGAAUCUUCUAUUUUUCAUCUUUAUUGUGGCUAGCUGCAAUAUAUAAUCGACGACGAGUUACGAUUUAAAAUCAAUCGGUAUUUGAAUGUGCUUGUUGUUGAUCUGAUCUCAAUCAAUCAAUCCAGAAUCGAAAUGUCUAUCAGUGUACACGGCUUUAGUGCUUGUUGGAUCUUAUUGAUCAUCGGCUUAUCAUCGUUAUUGAUUGAUGCUCGAAGUCGUAUACCAAGAUCACAGCCAACACUUUGUAAACCAGAUCAAGUGUAUGAAUCAAGUUUGAAAAAAUGUACCCGCUUAAAGAAUUCAAUUUCUGUAUUGGUCAAAGAUAUUAUUGACAAUGCUGAUACAUCGUUACCAUUUAUGCAUUAUAAUCCGGAUGCAACAAAUCGAAUGAAUAUAACCGUAUCGAAUCAAGUUCAUGUUUCAGAUUUAUUCAUUCAAAAUUUAGCGUUUAUCAAUGAAGCCAAUAUGACCGAUUGUAUUGGCAUGUCUGCCUGUAACGAACAUUGUUAUUCAUGGCCCGAAAGAACAGCCGAACAAAAACAACGUGAACAAUCUGUUAUCGAUCAAUUUAUAUCUGCCAUGGAGGCAUCAUCGAAAAAAGAUGAAGAUGAUGAAACACCUGAUUUCGCUAAGGUUAUCAUGCAAGCAUCCAGAAAAGGUAUUGACUUUGCUCGUAACGCCAAAUCUACCAGUGGUAAAGGUCUUCGAUCAGCUUGUAUAAAUUGUCAGAAUCAAUAUUCAGCUAAUUGUCCACCAUUAAAUUAUGCAUACACUGUACGAAUUAAUGCUUUGUAUCGAAAAUUGAUCGAAUCAAAUGUCUCAUUCGUUGAUUUAGCACCAAAAUUACCUCAAAAUCUUAGUCCAGAAAUGUUAUAUUAUCAUUAUUCAAUGCAUUUUGUUGAUCGUGCCAAUUUGACAAGUUGUUAUUCAUUGGUAAGCUGUGAAAAUACUUGUCAAUUGUAUUCAAUGACUAUCACUGAAUUGGGCAUGAACAUGGUUGAACCACCAGCAAGUGAAUCUACUUUAAUGAAAGGUGAUCCAAAUAAAUCCAAAUCAAUCGAUAUAAUCCAUAAUGCUGCAAUUGCUGGCUAUAAAAUGGCAUCAACACCAGAAAAUGAAUGUCAUCAAUGUCGACAACAAUUUCCCGAUUGUACUGAUGAUAAAUAUGAAAUUGCUAAAGCUAGUGCUGCCAUCUUUGGUAAUUAAAUUAUUUUAA
Molecule: messenger RNA, 1224 nt
Organism: Dermatophagoides farinae (American house dust mite)
Lineage: Eukaryota; Metazoa; Arthropoda; Arachnida; Sarcoptiformes; Pyroglyphidae
Source: RefSeq, a predicted model, not a curated record